Molecule: messenger RNA, 864 nt
Organism: Lathyrus sativus (Indian pea)
Lineage: Eukaryota; Viridiplantae; Streptophyta; Magnoliopsida; Fabales; Fabaceae
Source: the annotation of a GenBank genome assembly
AUGACUCCUGUAAGUCCAAAUCCAGCAGGUCAAAACGAUGUUUCUCCUGUCAAACAGGACCGUCCUGUCUUGUUUAAUUUACUUGGACAGUUUGAGGAAAAUCAUGAUCCUAAGGAUCAUAAGCUGGUACUUCAUUAUGGUGGAUCAUCAUCAUCAUCGAUCAACCCUCCACAACUUCAUAAUUCAUCUAAUUCAUCCAGUGGUUCAGCUAUGGUUGAUCAAAGCAGUGCGCGCGACACGAAUUUAUCAUCAUCCGUGGAGAUGGAAGAUAGCGGCCAAAUAAACGGUGACUUAUUGGCGAAAUGGACGUCUUCGAAGAUGAGGUUGAUGAGAAAAUUGAUGAUGCCAGAAAGAAGUUAUGUUGCAGCCAGAAAUGAAGAGAAAGAAAUUAUAAAUACAAGUGCUAGUGCUGCCACAACUCCAUAUAGAGGAGUUCAAAAUGAAAGGUACAAUCAAGGAAGCCCUACAUCUAGGGUUUGUGCUGAGUGUCAAACUACCUCUACCCCACUUUGGAGGAGUGGCCCUAUGGGUCCUAAGUCACUUUGCAAUGCUUGUGGAAUCAGGCAGAGGAAGGCAAUAAGGGCUGAGGAAGAAGCUGGAAUCACUUCCUCAAAGACUAACAAAGAAAAAGAAAAGAAACUUCUUGUGAGCAAAUGUACACAAUUCAAGAAGAAGAACAAGACUGCUUCUGCUGCUGCUACUACGACAACUACGGGUGGUAGCUCAUCGGAAGAAAUGGAAGAGAGACUUGAACUUUUUGUAUCAAGGGUGAGGGAAACAUCGGGUUUGGAGGAUACUACAGAGGAUGUAGUUGAUUAUGCACUCCUUCUAAUGGAUAUUUCUUGCGGUUAUGUUUACCCUUAG